CACGAUCCUCUUGAUCUUGGUCAGCUUCCAAACCCUUCACUGAAUUCGAGAGAUAGAUGCAACGUAUUGCUAGCUAUAAAGACCCCCAAAACGUUAACAUUUGAGCAAAAUAAAGUAGUAGUGAUCGACUGACUGAUAUUUGCACGAAAGAAAAGAAAAAAUUUUGUGAGGAUGGUAACUUCAAUGACUCCAAGAGUUGAGAGCUUGUCAAGCAGUGGGAUCCAGGCAAUUCCAAAGGAGUACGUGAGGCCCCAAGAAGAGCUAAACAGCAUCGGGAACAUCUUCGAGGAGGAGAGAAAGGAAGAAGGGCCGCAGGUUCCGACCAUUGAUUUGAAAAACAUAGAAUCCGACGACGAGGCGGUCCGGGAAAAAUGCAGGGAGGAGUUGAAGAGAGCUGCAGUGGAAUGGGGUGUCAUGCACGUUGUGAACCAUGGCAUCCCUGACGAGCUCCUUGAACGGGUGAAGGAGGCCGGAAAGGUGUUCUUUGAUCUCCCCGUGGAGGAGAAGGAGAAGUACGCUAAUGACCAGGCCUUGGGGAAGAUCCAAGGCUAUGGAAGCAAGCUGGCGAAUAACGCUAGCGGGCAGCUCGAGUGGGAGGACUAUUUCUUCCACCUUGCGUACCCUGAGGACAAGCGCGACAUUUCCAUCUGGCCUAAGACCCCUACUGACUACAUUGCGGCAACAAGCGAGUAUGCAAGGCAACUGAGAAAACUAGCGAGCAAGGUGCUUUCUGUACUAUCCCUUGGCUUGGGAUUGGAAGAAGGGAGGCUAGAGAAGGAAGUCGGCGGCCUGGAAGAACUUCUUCUCCAAAUGAAAAUCAACUACUAUCCCAUAUGCCCUCAACCGGAGCUCGCUCUCGGCGUUGAAGCUCACACCGACAUAAGCGCGCUUACUUUCAUUCUCCACAACAUGGUGCCCGGCCUACAACUCUUCUACCAAGGCAAAUGGGUGACGGCGAAAUGUGUUCCCAACUCCAUAAUCAUGCACAUCGGCGACACCUUAGAGAUCCUGAGCAACCGCAAGUACAAGAGUAUUCUUCACAGGGGGCUGGUGAACAAGGAGAAGGUUCGGAUCUCGUGGGCGGUCUUCUGCGAGCCGCCCAAGGAGAAGAUCAUCCUGAAGCCUCUGCCGGAGGUUGUGUCCGAGGAGGAGCCGGCGAUCUUCCCACCUCGCACCUUUGCUCAGCAUAUCCAGCACAAGCUGUUCAGGAAGACCCAGGAUGCUCUUGACGCUAAAUAAUGAGGCAGCUGGAUUAUGGUUGCGAUCGAUUUGUCCUCUUAAUUUAUUGUCAAUACCAUGCUGUUUCAUGGCCGGCUCUGGGAUGUUGUUUCUAUGGAUUGGUUUUUCAGGCUUUUAUUGUGGCAGUAAUAGGCCAUUAGUUAUGGUUUGUUCUUUGGCUACAACUCCAUGUCUGCUUUUUAAAUAAGAAUAAUAUUCAUCUAUUUUAUGAUUGUGAUUUGGUGGAUCA
Alnus glutinosa is the source of this 1468-nucleotide messenger RNA. RefSeq names its product leucoanthocyanidin dioxygenase. Bases 172 to 1239 code for a protein of 355 amino acids. The record is from RefSeq and is a predicted model, not a curated record. The transcript is spliced from 2 exons. Lineage: Eukaryota; Viridiplantae; Streptophyta; Magnoliopsida; Fagales; Betulaceae.